AUUUUUUAAACGUCACUGUAUGCCUCGUAAUUGAUUGGAAAUGCAUCGAAGUUCUAUAACCUUGAAUAACAAGAUCGAGAGAAAGAAUUUUAUAUAUACAUAUAGUAAUUAGUAUUUAACGAACAAUGGUCAAACAUAGAAAAAUGGCGAAAGCUUAUAAACGUGUUGUUGUAUCUUGCGUAGGAACGAUAAUGGAGAAAAAUACAAAAUCUCGUCUUGGUAAAAUGGUAUGCAGCCUGUGCGAUCAUUAUAUUAUGGGGAACCCAUUAUAUGUCAUCAUGCUGGGUGAUAACAACAUUUGAUGUCAUACGUACAAUGAAUUGCAAAGUACCAAUCAAGUGUUCAUCGCGUUCUAAAAAAGAAGAUUUGAGUGAGUUAAAGACAUCCGCGGAGGUAGAAAGAGAUUUGAAACUAAUGACUUCCAUCCUCGGAAUAGAGCACUAUACAUUGAUAAUGUUAGGUGCUAUUACAGAGUACCCGAUGCUAUACAUCCCGUGGCUGUUGAUGCAAUUAUGUGUUAUCAUCGUUGAGAUUAUAGUAUUUUUUGUGAGACUCUUUUUAGACGGUUUACAUGUAAAACGCGAUGAGAUAUUACCAGCAAUAUUAAUGGUUCACAACUGGUUGCAAGUAUUUUGCCUGUUCCAUCGACAAGCACGGAAUUCUAUCCAAUAAAACAAACGAUAUAAUAUUUCUCAAAGAAGAACA
Polistes canadensis is the source of this 705-nucleotide messenger RNA. RefSeq lists its product as uncharacterized. NCBI's taxonomy places the organism in Eukaryota, Metazoa, Arthropoda, Insecta, Hymenoptera, Vespidae. Bases 271 to 672 code for a protein of 133 amino acids. The transcript is spliced from 5 exons. The record is from RefSeq and is a predicted model, not a curated record.